Penaeus monodon (black tiger shrimp) is the source of this 890-nucleotide messenger RNA. RefSeq lists its product as uncharacterized. NCBI's taxonomy places the organism in Eukaryota, Metazoa, Arthropoda, Malacostraca, Decapoda, Penaeidae. The transcript is spliced from 3 exons. The coding region runs from base 217 to 726 and encodes 169 amino acids. The record is from RefSeq and is a predicted model, not a curated record.
GGCGGGACGAGGGGAGUCAGAGCGGACCGACGCAGCGCCGUGAUCCCUCCGAAGCACGCCCUCGCGCCCGGCCGCGUCGCCCACGGAGCGUCAGUUCGCUGCCGCCUCCGUGACAACAAACACGGGCGCCGGACGAGGCCAAAGGGGCUGGAGGAACCGCGAGUUUUUAAAUAAAGGAGAAGGUGCAAUAUACAAAGAGCCUCACACGCAGACGAGAUGCGUCAUCACGUGUUACUGGUCGCUUGGACGACAAUUUUCCUGCUUUCCCACGCGUCGUCCGCUCUCGAGGCCCGCCCAGCAGCCGACGGACUUCGAGCCGAGGCUGUCUUCCAGGACCUGGGUCUUGACCGAGAGGCCUUCGACAGCGCGGUGACAGCCACCACCCGGGCUCUGCUUAGCGGGGAUUUAGGCGACGCCAUGAGAGCCACGGCCAAAACUUUCAGUCUCGUUGCCCACUCAAGCGCAGCGCGACAGUACUCCUCCUCCUCCUUCGACCCCAUCAUAGGAUUCGCCAUCCUCGGAGGCAUUAUCGUCGCCGCCCUUGCUGCCUGGCUGGGCUACAUCCUCUCCUCCGCCAGGCGUCGACGAAGGAGGGAGCUGGACGGGCUGAAGCAUGGUCUGUCGCUGGAUCAGACGGCCGCUAUCUUGGAUUGCCUGGCGCGAUCGGAGGCGAAGAUAAUGUGUCUCGCGUGUGAGGCCGCCAAACCCUUUGGAUGGUGUAGAUAGAGGGUGUAGAAAGGCGGGGGGGGGGGGGGUGUAGAUGGAAGGUGUCGAAAGGGGCGGGGGAGUAGAUAGAGGCUGUUGGGCUUAAAGAGGAAGGUUUAGGCCUACUGGAUCACUGUUUUUUUUUUUUUUUUUUUUCAACUGUUGCCAUUGCAAUUAUAUUAAUA